CGCCAUGGGAGGGGGGAGAGAUAUCGUUGCCUGCCGUUUGCCAUCAGAGCCAUUCGUGUGCAUGGAAAGACGUGAAACAGUUGAAGUCCGAGUCUUGUAUCUAUUGCACAGCCGUCUGGAAGCUCCGGAGGAAUUUACAUUCAACCACCACCACCUCAUGAAUUACGAUGAUUUUAUUAUUACUAAUGCGUAGUCAUAUAUCAUCUUCCAAUAUUCUUUCAAAAAGCAUUCAUAUAGUGGAAAUAUGCACAAAUAAGUGAUUUUUUUAUAAACUCUUUGCACGAGAUACCCAGUCUGUGUGGCUUGGUUUUUAACUACACAAAAUGGCCCUCGAAAUUGAAAGUGUGAAUCCCCCAUCGGCAAUCCAUCUCAAAGAUGGAGAUGAAAAAAGCAUGAUGGCUGGUGAUCUAGAAGAUGGAGAAAUUGAAGAUGGUGAGAUACCUGAUGAAGAGAUGGCAAGCGGUGGAGAGGCAGUUGUGGACAAUGAAGCUGACAGAUCAUCAGCUCCACCAAACGGUGGACCUAGAUUGUUACCUGUACAAGAUGACACUACAGUAACUGCAGAGAAACGUCAGGUUCCAUCUUCAAAAUUGAAACGAUCAGUUACAAGUCGCACUGGCAGUGCGGUAAAUCAUAGACACGUUGAUCGUUCGAAAGAGAAUGUAGCGGAUGAUGACUGGGCGGGUGAUGUUGAAAAAGCUAUAAAGGCAGUGAUGACAAGUACGGAUAGUGGACAUGAAUUACAUUCAGAAAAAAAAGCAAAUGGCGGUGAUAUAGUGAAAGCUGAAGAUGAUGAUGAAAGAAAGUUUCGACGAAAAAAGAGGAAAAAGAAGCACCGGGAAGAUGAUGAUGAUAGGAAGGAAGCCAAGAAACGGAAACGGAGUCACGGCUCUUCAAAGGAGGGUGUGAUGGAACAGGCUGCGGAUGUGGGGCAGGUUGCCGCGAGUGACCAUGAUGAGGAAGAUGAUGAUGAAAUGUUGUUUGUUCGGGGUGCAUCACCGAUCAUGCACAGUGGGUAUAGCCCUCCCACUCACGGUUACCAUGAUGAACCAUUUGGUUAUAUGGAAUCAGGUGGACCUUUUGAAGAUCCUUAUGAUUCAUAUUGUGAUGACUCAGACUAUGAAAGGGAAGAUUUUGUACGGCCUUGCCGCGGAGAUGAAGAAGGUCCCAAAAGAGGUGGUCGCGGAGCAAAGCGGCGACAGCAAGGCCGUGGAGGUGGCAGAGGCCUUCAGAACAAGCGGCAGCAAAGUGGGCGUAAGGAGGCGGCAGGUAGCAAGGCAAAAAGGAUUGGCAACAAACGGCAGCAGCAGAGGACAGCCAUGCUAAUGCAAGACCCAAGGCAGGGUCCUGACUCCAUAUGUAUGUUUUACAUGCAAGGGAAAUGCCAGAAGGGUGAUGAAUGUCCGUAUUCUCAUGAUGCCCUGCCUCCUCGAAAAAUGGAGUUGUGCAAAUUCUAUCUUAUGGAUUGCUGUGCUAAGAAAGACAAGUGUUUGUACAUGCAUUCUGAUUUCCCAUGCAAGUUCUACCACACUGGUCUUAAGUGUUUCGCUGGUGAACGAUGUAAGUUCAGCCAUGGUACGCUCACGGAGACGCUGAAAGCUGUUCUGCUGAAGCAUCUGGAGACUGCACCCAAAGAGAUUCUUGGGGAUUUUCCUCGCUUGAGUCGUGAGGGUGCAGCUGCAAUGGUGUAUAAUAAAAAGAACCGCGGUAACAAAGGGGCGUUACCAGGAAACAAGAAGAUUCCAUCUCUGUUUGAGAUUGAAGUCCCCAUACCAGCUCAACUUCUCGCAGCGAAUAUGCACGGGGAAGAGGAGAGGUCGCCUGUUAGACGGACCACACCGAUGCCUGAGUCGGACAAUGAAGAUCAGGAUGGAUGUCGGACACCAAUGCCAUCGUCUCCCAAAAUGGAAACGCACAACUUAGCUAAGGACUUCUCUGGUAGAGCUAGUAAUCAUCAUUGGGAUGUUGAUAAUGGUGUCCCUGGAGACUCGGGUGAUGAACUUCGGCACCCUAGGUUAUUUCAUGGAGGGACAGAUGUGAACAGAGAACCUAGUGAAGAGCGGGAGUUGUCAAGAAGGACUAUUCCUAACUACGAGGACCGAGAUUUCUCAGAACAACUGCAGCAGUUGAAGAUGCGCUUCUACCAGGAAACAUUGAGUAAUGCAGAUGACGCCGGUGGUAGUGUAGGAGUACGACACCAACAUCGUCACCGUCAUCGUCGUAGCAAAAAUAAGACGACGACUGACGGCGAACAACAGGCUGGUGUAAGGAGCAAGCUGAACCUCCAUUAUCUUGCAGGUUACUCACCAGCGCCCGUAACAGAUGCCGAUGAUCGGGCGUUGCCUUCUCGAGCGCAGGACGGUAAAGCAAUUACUGUGGAAUCGGUGGAGUUGGCAGAUGAUGAAGGAAAGCUAGAGAUAGAUGACCAGUGUGAAGAGGAUGACAAUGAAGAUGGUGAUGGUACUCCGCCAUUGUCUUCCACAGUUGUACAAGAGAACAACAAGAAAGAGCAACUUGACGCAGAUCACAACAGCAACUGUGGCACAGAGACAGGGGGGCUUCCACAUAACCUACCAAAGAAGCAGCGAGAGCUGUUUUUGAGAAUCCAGCAACAGCAACGUGAGGCUGCAGACUCAAGCAGUCAGGACCAGAGUGGAGAGGAAGAUGGCAAAGAUGAGAAUGUUGAACAACAGCAAGAAGAGAAGUGGUACUCGAGUGAUGAGGAGGAGGCAAGUCUGGCAGAUGUUCUCAGGAACCUUUCCAAGCAGCAACAGCAGUCAGCUUCUCCCCCGGAAGCCAGUACGACUCCACCCCUUCCUCCUACCACCACCACUCCACCUUUUGAUAGUAUCAAACUAUCUGCUAUUGACAUCAGUGAGUCUGUCAGCAAAUUACUGUCGAGCAUCCGAAACCAGCAGAGUACCAGUGCAGCCAGUGUGACACAAACUGCAGAAAACAGUGACUCACGGACAACACAGUCAUCUCUUGCAGUGGCGCCACCAUCCCAAGCCAGAGAUCCACGGCUCGUGUCACGUGACCCACGUAAUAGAAGUUCCAACACUACUCCUGUAUCUGUGUUGUCUCCGAGCACAUAUGACAACUCACGUCAUGACCCUCGAACUUCUAAACGGGCAGACUCUUCGGAAGAGAAAAAUGAUUUACGUCGCACUAGUAUCUAUAGUUCUGCCAUAACGUCGUCAAACGCUGCGUCUACGAGUAUCACGCACGGUCAGUUGGAGGGUGGGAGUGAUGUUGAUUUGAGAGGUUUUCACAGUAAACAGCAACAGCCAAGCACUGGAUUUGAGUCUGGGACAGAUGUGGAUUUAAGACAGAACAUACUUGUGAGAGGUUCAUCUUCACCCUAUAGUUAUGGUGACACUGACCUUAGAGGGACGAGUGGUGAUGUGGACUUGAGAGGAAUGCUAGGUCUUCCAUUUAAGCCUGUACCUAUGCAUACACCUGCGACAGAAAUAGAUGCAUCACUAACAAGCCAUCCACCCAUCCCUUACAAGGUUGUGGCGAUCACAAUACCGCGGCCUGACUACUCGGGGUUGAAACUGAAUACAUCAGACCCACAGGUUCGGAAUGAUCCAAGAUUACGUAGGCUGUUCAAGGUGUCUGUUAGUUCUGUGGACAGUCCUGCAUCUCCACCUCCGCCACCGCCGCCACCACCACCACCACCUCCUCCACCACCAUUACUUCCCCCUAAGCAAUCACCAUCUGCUGCAGCAAGGAGUGAUCCACGGCGCCGCACCAGUGCAGUGAUUCCCCAUUCUUCUUCAUGUACCCGAUUGCAGGAAGCAACGCCGGUGUAUUCUGAAAUAAUGCCCCCAAACCCUAUGAGCUUGUUGCAUGUUACUGGCAUGCCAGCUCUUCUUCCAUCCUUGCCACCAGCACUUUCAUAUGAUCCGAGACUUCCUAGGAACCCAAGAAAUGCACCUGGAAUCCUUGGUCCUGCUCCAUUACCACUUAACUACUGCCCAAAUACCCCAAGGUUUGAGGACCUUGACGAAGGUAACAGCAAUGGUUCGGACACAGAUCUGAGGAUGUUCUAUGGAAACAAUGCUCCCACAUGGGAGCAACAGUUACCACAGUCACAAAACCAGCGUUUGCACCGGAACAGAAAUUGGCGGAAUAUUAGACGUAGUCACCAAAGGUACCAAUCACAGCAGCAGGAGCAACAACGGUCUUUCACACCUCCUCUGUGAAGAGACACCACAAAUGAGAGAACAGAAUAAAAAGAUAAGUAACGCAAAGUGCGCAAUUGUGCCAAACUGUGUGCCUCAUAUGGGGUAAUAUAGUGGACAUUAUGGGAGAAAUCCCUAAAAUUUAUACAGUGAGUUGAAAAUGUAUGCGAAAAUGGAGGAUGUCUUAUGAUACUUUAUAUAAGUGAUUUUACAGCGAAUAAUAUUUUAUCUCAAACCAAGGAAUGUUGGUUAAUUCUGCCAGAGUGAGGAAAGUAUAUUACUGUAAACAGCAAAGAAUAUGAGCGAUUUAAUUUUUUUAGUGAAGUUUAUAUCUAUAGACAACACGUAACUUAGCUAGCUUCCUUUGUCACUUUGGAUAGAAGAUAUAAAUUUCAUAGUCAUUGAUCUCAAUCAUGUACUGGUGCCAAUGAGCUGGAAAAGUUAAUUUAGUGGUUUUCUCUUUUGUCGAUUUCAUUCACAUUUCUUGAAACUCUAUAGAACUAACACGUUCACAACCAAAACAUUACUUCCAUGUUCUAUCACGAUGAUGUUAUUUGAGCUUUUCUGUUACAACUGUAUGUGAAAGAGAAGACGGACAACAGAAAGUAUUUUAUCAGUCUCUGUUAAAUUUUGAAUGCAUAUCUGUCUCAAAAAGUCUACAGGAUAACAAAUGUUUAGUGUUAUAAUUAAAGUGAAUUGAGAGGUGUUCUGAGUGUAAUACAGGGUCAUGCCAGUAUUUUGGCACACGGAAAAUGUGUAAUUAAAAGAGUUUAUUGUACCAAAUUUUCAAAAUUAUAUGUCAACUUAAAAAAAGGUGUAGGUACAAGAGUUUAUUUUACCAAAUUUUCAAAAUUAUAUGUCAACUUCGGAAAAUGUGUAGUUAAAAGAGUUUAUUUUACCAAAUUUUCAAAAUUAAAUGUCAACUUCAGAAAAUGUGUAGUUAAAAGAGUUUAUUUUACCAAAUUUUCAAAAUUAUAUGUCAACUUGAGAUGGAUGCUGAAGACUGGGAGUAGUUGUAGUUAAAGGUGAAGUGAAAAGCUGAUGAAAUGGUCUGGCAUAGCAUGCAGAAUUUCCUUUAGUUUUCAUGAUGUGUUGUGUGUGUGUGUGGAAAAAUGCUUAUAUAUUGGGUGAUCACAGAAUUUCUUCUGGGUUUUAUAAUUACAUAGCUUUGCAGUUUCAGUAAAACCUUGCUAAUUUCAAUUUCUUGUACCUUAACUUUACAGACUGGUGUACAACUAACUUCUCUGUAAAUACAAAAACUCUUUUUGAACGGUUAUGCUGUUCUUAGCAAAUUAAUGGUGUUUGCCAUUUGUAGUUGACAGAUGUGGGAGGAAAACUUGUCCAAAAGAAAAAUAUUUGUUCUUAUACUAGAUAACAUUUUCUUGUAUUUUCUGUUAAAUCAAAGCAAUUAAAUGCCUUCUUCUUUUACUUCUUUAUUGAGAACUUAAGUUUUAGGUGUCAAAUGAAUAUUAUUUCUGUAACUGUUUUCUUUAUGGUUUGCACAUUUUUGUGGCUGGAAGUACAGACUGAUUGAUGAUGAUACACAACUCGUGAGUUGCAUGUGGUUAAAUGCAGAUAUUCAGAAUUAUUUUAUGGAACACAUUGAAAAUUAUGAUUUCAUUAACCUAAUCACUAAUGUGUGACAGAAAUUAAUUUGUUUAUUAAAUAAAGCAUAAAGGUAUCAUUAAUAAUAAUUUUGUAAUAAGGAUAUUAAUUACCACAUAUUAAUCAGGGAGUUGGGUCAGGAAAUGAAAAAUAUUUUGUAAAUUUAAAAUGACUAUCAAUUCAAUAUCUGUUUUAUUGUCAUUUUGCUUUACUUUAAUAUUUCUGAUUUUUACUAAUGACACUUCCUUAAUAACCUGCUUUUACAUAUUGAAUAUUUAAAAGUGCUAGAUACUGUAUAAUUUGAUCUAUUAUCAAGCCUGACUAGUGGUCAUUUUGUUUUGUAAAAAAUUGCUCAGGCGGAAACACAGGGUGUAUUAAUGUUUCAUUACAUGCUUUCUGAGGUCACCUUUUCAAAUAUCCAUUCCACAAAAUCUGAAUACUUUCAAAUACCUGCAAUGUAAAGUGUAACCUGUAAAUGCUUCUUAACAGGGCAAAAUGUAAAACAUGGAAGUAGUAAUACAGGUAUUAAGGAUUCAAUGUGCCAUUAAAAUAACUUGUGGAGUUAACUUUUUAAUAAAAAAUGAAAUAGUUUUGCAACUGGUCAUUUGUUUCAUUAUGAGUUUAGCUAUUGCAGAAUAUGAAGCAUACUGCAUAAUGAACCAGAAUUCACCAGGUAACUGCCAUGUUUAUUUUAAUAUCUUUAUGCACAUAUUAACCAAAUCCUCCAAAAAAAUACAUUCUGCAAGCAAAUAUCAUUGUAGAAAAUCGUAUGAAAAUUGUUAGAUGUACAGCUAAUUAAGUUUCUCAAUUUACUUAAACAAAUAUUUUUUUUAGAUAUAUUGCUUAGUCAUUGGGUCUAAAAUGCCUGAAGACAGUUCUUGAAAUUCAGUGAAUUUUGUUUACUAUAUUUCUUGUUUUGCACAUUUUUCUUUGAUAUGAUUGAUCAAUUUUGAUGCAUUGUCUGUUGGGUCCUAAAAUUUACCAGUGUACUGUGUACUUUCUACAGUUUUUGUAUAAGUAAAAUGUUGAAUGAUGGCAGAAAGUGGGUAUGUACUGCGCUGAUUUUACGUUGAAAAUUUGUAGCAUCUACAGUUUGUCUAAAAUUAUUAUAUAUUUUUCCCUUUGCCACAUCGAAGUUUGAUAAAUGAGGUCUUGACACCUUUCAGUUGCUAGCAGUAACUUUUAUAUGGAAAGAGUUUCCUUAACUUUCAUCCACAUGCUGUAGCUUCCAGCUGACCAUGUGUCACAGUAGCACACCACUAAACCGUUAACACCAGAGUUAAAUUUGGCUGGCACCUCCUUAGUAUAGGGGUAUAAAUCCCCUGUUUGCAUACCAUAAAGAUUAUUUUGGUUGUUUAUUUUCAGUUCGGUCACACACAUUGUGAAGACAUAUACAGUAAUACACGUAUUUAACAAAAUACAAGUGUGUUACUAAAACUUAGAUUUCUUGUUUUAUAUGGAGGUUCUUAUUCCUGUGUAAUUCAUAAUAUCAAGGUUUUAUUUAUGUGCCUCUCACUAUUGAUUUGAAAGUUUAGUAAGUUUAUGUUCUUUUUUUUGUGCACUUAAAUGAAUAUAAAUUUAAUCAGAAAUUAAAUUGCUGUUAUAAGGGAAGAGAGUGGAAUCAUAUAAGUAGUAGCAUUAAUCCCUGGAAGAAAUUUUACAGAUAUCAAUUAUGUGUAAAGAAUGUAAAUGAAUAUAUAUUUUGAAUACAUAUUUAAUAACCCAUGGAGUUCUUUUCCUUAAAAAUGCAAAAUGGAAAUAGUUCAGCUUGGUUGUGAGAGUGUUAUUUAAUUUUGGGUUGAUAAAAACUACUGCUCCUGCUACUACUACUACUACUACUGCUAUUACCACCACCAACACCACCAUCACUGCUGCUGCUGCUGUUAAUAUCAUUAUUAUUGUAAAGAACUGAAUUUAAUUAUAAUUAUGUUAAAGAGUGUCUAUAGAAAGUAUUAUUGAUUUAUUUUAUUAUAGGAAUGAAUGUUGCUUAAAAUCAUUUAUUGUAUAUUAUGUUGGUAAACUUGAGCAAAAUUAUAUAAAGGAAUGCAUAUGUUUAUUAAGCUAUGCUGUAUAUUCACAAUUAUGACACAUUAUAGACCUCUUUAUACAUGUACAUAAUAGAAACAGACUCUUACAAACAUUUUUUAAAGAAUAAAUUGUACAUGUAAAUGUGA
Molecule: messenger RNA, 7966 nt
Organism: Zootermopsis nevadensis
Lineage: Eukaryota; Metazoa; Arthropoda; Insecta; Blattodea; Termopsidae
Source: RefSeq, a predicted model, not a curated record